Molecule: messenger RNA, 2139 nt
Organism: Galendromus occidentalis (western predatory mite)
Lineage: Eukaryota; Metazoa; Arthropoda; Arachnida; Mesostigmata; Phytoseiidae
Exons: 2
Coding region: 178-1347 (389 amino acids)
Source: RefSeq, a predicted model, not a curated record
GGAGUCCGACAAUCGCUCGUUCCAAUUGAAGUUCUUCGCAUUUUUGAUGCAACUAGUGUGUGUUUUCAUUCAACUGAAAUCCGUGGGGGUUCCGUAGAACCGCUCCGUGGAUGAAGUGAAUCGAUAUUCGCCAAACGUCGGAUUAGGUUUCCAUGCCGGAGCGCCUCUGAGGUGAAGAUGAGGCCAGCUGUUCUCGCUUUCAUCUUGGGCUGUGCUCUGGGCAGUCAGAUAAAGAUACUGCCAUACGGAAAAGUCAGGCCUACCUAUCGAGUUCAAUGCCUCUCCGAAUUGCCCAACGACCUCAGCCUGGAGGCUCUAGGCAACAUGACCGUCGUGUGGAAGGAUGCCGAAGGUCUCCUGAUCGGCGAGAGUCCGGUCAGCAUUGUGAUGGAGGAGCCAUCGAUCGGGGCUGAGAUGAUUGUGCAAUACGCAGGCGCUUCGGCACAAUACAGCUGCGCGUUCAAGCGACCGGGAGUGGAGGUCCCAUCAGGAAUACAAUUCAGUGACAUCUACGUGUACGCGAAAUCGGAAAAAUGCGAAUCCGAUUUGGCCUACUGCGACCCGAGCAAGCGUUUCUGCAGACAGGCUAAAUGCGUUUGUCAACAGGGAGAACACCUCUUCGACGGAACGCAGUGUGUACCUGGUUACACCGGAACACUACCUUGCCAUCCGGUCACGCAGAAAGAGAGCGAACAAUGUGUGGGCGCUCUACGGAAAAUCGCUCUGCGUAAGCCCUACAUGAAAUGUCAAUCGAAGAAAAAUCGAACACUCCUCGAGAGAGUGAAACAGCUCAUGCCAACCCUCAGGCUCAAGCCGGACAACUACAGUCACUGUCCGUGCAAGGGUGCUAUGUACGGCAAUAUCGUAGAGAUCAAUGGUAUUGAAUACUGCCAAGAGGUGGAACAAGUGUCGUGUUGCGUACCGCUGUCCUUGCUGGUGGACAGCCAUGAUUUCUCGCUAGUUUGGUUUACGCUCAUAUCAAUAUCGAUUUUCAUCGGCUUGGUGCUAAUCGCAGCUUUCGUUCUCAUGGUGUGUAAAUCUCGCCAACAACUCCAAGCUCAACACAGGGCUCAACUUCGAGCGUUGGCGCUCCAACAGCAGGACGAGCAUCUUGCGAUUUACGACCCGCGAGUUCAUCGGACACUUACCGUAGCUUCCGAUAAACCGCCUGCUUACCAUGAAGUAGUGCGUCGCGAAGCUGGCACACCCCCUCCCGCUUACAAUGUCGCUGUCGCGACCCUAGGGAAUGCGGUCAGUUCUCGGACGGACCUCCAAUCUCAGACGACGUCGGCGUCGCAACCCGAGCCGUCUACGCAAUUAGAGCUUACAGAUAAGCCACAAGAGUAGAAUAUGUCUGUCGUGUAUCUCAAGACGCAUGCAACACCCUCAUGGUGUACGGGAUUCGGAACAUUUUGAUCGAUAUCGAGCCUUUUGAACCUGCUCCAGGAAAAUCCCAGCUCGCAGCUGCGCCAGUGCCACAUGAAAACUGCAAUAAGAGAAGGAAGAAGGUAGAAGGAAAUUCGUCGAUGAAGAAAUCCGGGCUUCAGUCGACCCGAAGAUUGGACGUAUCCGGAGUUGAGCUCGUCCUUACAUUUUGACCUCGACCGCGAUUGUCGGAUCAUCCGAUCUCCCUUUCCAAAAUAUUGAGGACUGAUUCCGCGACAGGAGCCGGACAAAGGUACUUAUAUCGGUUGAUGCUAGCAGCGGUACACCAGAUUUUUGGGAGAGCUUUUGGGAUGGCUGAGAAUCCAUUGAGCUCCUGUAAGAAAAUUCAUGGAGUAUGAUAUCUUUCCAAAAAAGCUCACAUUUCCCGACUCGUAGUCAGGCGCGUAAACCUGCGAAGUACCCAAUCGAUCUUUGGAAACCGGGAUCGACCCGUCAUCUCAGUUCUUCCACUGUCAAUGAGAUUCCGAUGCAUCUCCCGCGCAGACUCCAGGUGCAGGAGAAUGAUCACUGAUUACGAGAUUCGCUGUUAGGCAGAGAGUUGGAACCGCCUCUUAGAGUAAAGCAUCUUGUUAGCGGACGCAUCGUAAGCUCCCUGAUAUGAGCGAUUGUGUAAGUACAUUCUGUAAAUAACUUCUAGCAGACCGGAUAAGAUAGCGAUCGAAUAAACUGUGAUAUCUGUAAAAGAUGAGAAAA